UUUAUAUUUUUAAAAGCUAAACAUAUGAGCAAAAUUUUAUUACAUUUAGAUGAUUGGGAAAACUUUAAUAGGCCUGGUGACUGGAUUCUUGAAAAGUCAAAAUAUACAUGCCUAUCAAGAGUGAACCAUCGCAUUAUUUAUAAACUACUAUUAAAGUUACACACAUUUUCGACAUGGCGAUAUGUAAAUAAGAUUGAAUUUCUCACCAUAUUAUUUAGAUUUCAUCGGAAAUUUACAAAAAACUAUGAUUUAAUGUACAGUUUAAUAAAAGAUGCAGUUUCCGAACCAGUCAUUACUCCUGAGGACCGUUUGAGAAAUUUAGAAGCGCAUGAACUAUUUUCUAUGUUUUUGAUGGAGCGUAAUGAAAUUGCAAUUACAAAGGCGAAAGAAAUAGGUGCCAGUAAAGCUUAUAAUACGUUUUUGAGGAAUCCUAGAUACCGUAAAAAGUUAUAAGAAACACUAUAAUAUAUUUUAAUAAUUCAUAACAGUAACUUUAUCUUCACAAAGAAAAUGAAACUUUUGAG
This is a messenger RNA of Melanaphis sacchari, 524 nucleotides long. RefSeq lists its product as uncharacterized. NCBI's taxonomy places the organism in Eukaryota, Metazoa, Arthropoda, Insecta, Hemiptera, Aphididae. The record is from RefSeq and is a predicted model, not a curated record. The transcript is spliced from 5 exons. The coding region runs from base 25 to 453 and encodes 142 amino acids.